This is a messenger RNA of Alosa sapidissima (American shad), 3553 nucleotides long. RefSeq names its product NADPH--cytochrome P450 reductase-like. Gene Ontology annotation, biological process: response to hormone. Gene Ontology annotation, molecular function: FMN binding; NADPH-hemoprotein reductase activity; flavin adenine dinucleotide binding. Bases 474 to 2381 code for a protein of 635 amino acids. The record is from RefSeq and is a predicted model, not a curated record. The transcript has 15 exons. Lineage: Eukaryota; Metazoa; Chordata; Actinopteri; Clupeiformes; Clupeidae. Gene Ontology annotation, cellular component: cytosol.
CCUCCAGACUGCACGUCCAGAGUCUCCUGUCUCCUCCCCCUCCCCUCCUCUCCACAGCUGAGCUGAAACAUGUAGAGACCACGCGCGUCCACUCCUCUGCUCUCCACUGCUCUCCUCUCCACUCCUGUCCUCUCCUCUCCUCUGCUCUCCUCUCCUGUCCACUGCUCUCCUCUUCUCUGCUCUCCACUGCUCUCCUCUCCACUCCUGGGGUUGUCCAGCUCUCCUCUCCUCUCCUCUCCACUGCUCUCCUCUCCACUCCUGGGGUUGUCCAGCUCUCCUCUCCUCUCCUCUCGUCUCUGCUCAACUGGCCACGUGAGCUGCUCAGCCCUGGGCAGCCCAGGCUCUGUCCCCAGCACACGGGCCCAGGCCCUGGGGCUCAGGCCUGUGUGUGUGUGUAAGGCGCUGGGAUGUAGAGCUGCUCGGCAGGAGCUUGUGAGAGGGACCGGGCUACGGGUCCGAUCCGGCUGGACGUCAUGGGCUGCACCUUCUCUAUGCCACAGGACAGGAGGGAGGCAGCCGAGAGGGUGCCCCCCAUGAGAGAGACCAGCUUCAUUGAGAAGAUGAAGAAGGCGAGUCGGAACAUUGUGGUGUUCUACGGUUCUCAGACGGGCACUGCAGAGGCCUUUGCCACCCAGCUGGCCAAAGAUGCCCAGCGCUACGGCAUGAAGGGGAUGCCAGCUGACCCCGAGGAGUAUGACAUGUCAGAGCUGUCUCGUCUGACGGAGAUCCCAGGGUCCCUUGUGGUGUUCUGCGUGGCUACGUACGGCGAGGGUGACCCCACGGAUAACGCCCAGGACUUCUACGACUGGAUGCAGGCCGCAGACGACAGCCUAGAGGGCGUGAACUACGCUGUGUUUGGCUUGGGGAAUAAGACCUACGAGCACUACAACGCCAUGGGGAAGUAUGUGGACAAGAGACUCGCUGAGCUCGGCGCCAGAAGAGUCUUUGACCUGGGUCUGGGAGAUGACGACGGCAAUCUGGAGGAGGACUUUGUGUCGUGGAAGGAGCUCUUCUGGCCUGCAGUGUGCGAGUUCUUUGGGGCAGAGGCCACAGGUGACGACUGCUGCGUGCGUCAGUUUGAGCUGGUGACCCACAGUGACCUCACCAUGACCCAGGUGUUCACCGGUGAGAUGUCACGACUCAGGAGCUACCAGACCCAGAGACCGCCUUUCGAUGCCAAGAAUCCAUUCCUGGCCGAGGUCACUGCCAACCGCAAGCUGAAUAAGGGAGGUGAACGCCACCUAAUGCACCUGGAACUGGACAUCUCAGGAUCCAAACUCAGGUAUGAUGCAGGAGACCAUGUGGCAGUGUACCCCACCAAUGACGUCGCCCUGGUAACCAGACUGGGAGAAGUGCUGACCGUGGAGCUGGACACGGUGAUCUCCCUCAACAACCUGGAUGAGGAGUCCAAUAAGAAGCACCCGUUCCCCUGCCCCUGCUCCUACCGCACGGCGCUGACCCACUACCUGGACAUCACCAGUCCGCCUCGCACCAACGUGCUGUACGAGCUCGCCCAGUACGCCACCGACCCCCAGGAGCAGGACAUGCUGCGCAAGAUGGCGUCCGCCUCUGCCGAGGGCAAGGCGUUGUACCAGAGCUGGGUGUUGGCUCCUCAGAGACACAUCCUGGCUGUGCUGGAGGACAUGCGCUCACUGAGGCCCCCUGUGGACCAUCUGUGUGAACUGCUGCCUAGACUGCAGGCCCGGUACUACUCCAUAGCCUCCUCUGCCAAGGUCCACCCCUCCUCGGUGCACAUCUGUGCUGUGGUGGUGGAGUACUCGACCUCCGCCGGCCGCACCAACAAGGGCGUAGCCACCACCUGGCUCAGGAACAAGGUGCCUGCCCACGCCAGCGGUCCCUCGGCCAGCGUGCCCCUGUACGUCAGGAAGUCCCAGUUCCGACUGCCCUUCAAGGCCAGCACGCCGGUGGUGAUGAUCGGACCAGGCACAGGCAUCGCCCCCUUCAUGGGCUUCCUGCAGGAGCGAGCCUGGCAGAAGGAGCAAGGUAAAGAGGUUGGCGAGACAGUGCUUUAUUAUGGUUGUCGUCAUAGAAACGAGGACUUCCUGUACCAGGAAGAGCUGGAGGAGUUUGAGAGGAGGGGGGUUUUGACCCAGCUGAACGUGGCUGUGUCCAGAGAUCAGGAGCACAAGAUCUACGUCCAGCAUCUGAUGAAGAAGAACAAGGAGCACCUGUGGAGACUGAUCCACUCUCAGAAUGCUCAUCUCUACGUGUGUGGGGACGCCCGUAACAUGGCGCGUGAUGUGCAGAGUGCCCUGCACCAGGUGGCGGAGGAGGUGGGGGGCCUGACCCACACCCAGGCGGUGGACUACUACAAGCGCCUGAUGACCAAAGGACGCUACUCGCAGGACGUGUGGAGCUGAGGUGGCUCAGGACGUCUCCGCCUGGCCGCACCCACCUCAGGCAGCAGAGGACUCUGGGAAGGAUCUGGUUCCGUCUGGGUUCAGUCUCACUGAGGGGUUUAGUAGAUGUCCACAAGCAUAGAGACAGUCGGCCGUUUCCUCCCUGGGUCAUCAUGAUGUCCACAUGCAUAGAGACAGUUGGCCGUUUUCUCCCUGGGUCACCAUGAUGUUUCCAUGGCAUCUGACCCCUGAUAUGCACAACUACUCUCAGCCACUGUUUCUGAUGCAAUAAGUGGUCAUCUACACAGAGGUGGUUGUUUUUUCACCUGGACUCUAUAUUCCCAAUGCCAUCUGGCCUACAGUCACCUGCUAUCUGGACCACCUGUGAUUCUCUAUGAUCAGUCUUCGGCUUACAAAGAGAUGUUUGUAUCGCCAUGGUUUCCCAUGUUCUCCAUUCACAGUGCCUUUGGUGUUGACAGCCUUGCUCUGCCGGUUGGAGGGAAGGGGGUCGUGGGACUUGGCCAGUGUUUUUUUUUGGGGGGGGUUGUCAGACAAAAGGUUUAAUGUGAUAAGCAGACUAUAUAGCUGCAGGUUACUGUAUGUAAGUGUGAUUAGCAGACUAUAUAGCCACAGGUGGAAGACUGUAUGUAAGUGUGAUUAGCAGACUAUAUAGCCGCAGGUGGAAGGCACUGGUGCUCUAUUAUGUGUGUCGUGUUCCACAGAUGGCUGACAGGCAUGCGUAUACUUCUGUGUGAAGUUGUGUUCCCCAUGUAUGACUGCCUUAAACAUACGUGGUGGUGUCACAAUGGAGAGAAGUGUCCAUGUGGCCUCUAAACUUUAUUACACUAUUUGGACUAUGCUUCUGCUUCCUCUCCGCCUGUUUUUAUCUUUGUUUGUCAUUAGCAGAACAGCUCUGCCCUGCACGUGUAUACGAGUGAAAUAUGCAUUUGGGAAUAUAUCAUGUAAACAUACAGUGAAACAUGCAUUUGGGAAUAUAUCAUGUAAACAUACAGUGAAACAUGCAUUUGGGAAUAUCAUCUAAACAUACAGUGAAAUAUGGAUUUGGUAAUAUAUUAUGUAAACAUAGAUGAUGCAAGCAGCUGUUGUGAGGGUAAGGGGGGAGACGAGGAAGUGUUUAGUUCCUGCCUUUAUGCUAAUGACAUCUGUAUGAAUGCAAUAAAAGGGAAAUAAUU